Molecule: messenger RNA, 1663 nt
Organism: Limulus polyphemus (Atlantic horseshoe crab)
Lineage: Eukaryota; Metazoa; Arthropoda; Merostomata; Xiphosura; Limulidae
Exons: 5
Coding region: 7-1221 (404 amino acids)
Source: RefSeq, a predicted model, not a curated record
GCUGUAAUGAGGAUGUUGAGAAUGACUUGGAUCAAUUGUAUGGCCACUGACUCGGUACCUGUUGAGACAGUAUUAACAGAAGACGAUGGUGAAUUUAACAUUCCAGUAGGAAGUCCAACAAACAUGAAGGAAAAACUUCCUGAACCGCAGUUCUCGGGAAAAAACUUGCCCCAGUUUUGCACCACUGAUUCACACCCUUUAGAAGUGACGUGGAAUAGAAACAUAGCUCUCUGUAAUUCUGGAAAUCUUUCCCGUGCUACAUCUAGAUGUCAGAAUAAGUUUCAUGACACCAGACAACCAAGUACAACCUUCAAGGAGCAGGAAAGAAUACGUCAACGAAAUAUGAUGAAGUUAAAACGUCAAGACCCGUUCUUCCGAGCAGUAGAAAGAGAAAAACAACGAUCUAGGAUGAAAGCACGUCGACAGGAUCCUGUUUUCCGAGAUAUGGAGAGAGAACGUCAACGGCAGCGUAUGAAGAUGAAAAGACAAGAUCCUUUGUUUCGGGAAAAAGAAAGAGAACGACAGAAAUAUCGUAUGCAGAUAAAAAGACAAGAUCCAGUUUUCAAAGAACAAGAAAAGGCUCGAGGUCGUUCUCGAUCCCAAACGAAAAGAUUAAACUCUUUAACUGAGACAGAUUGCCAAAAUAGACAUAAAAAGGCUUUUGACCCAUGUUCUUUGUUCGGUGACUCUUCUUAUCAGAAAUCAGAAAUAAAAAGUCAACUUAAAGAAGAACCAGAAAUAACAAGUUCAGAAGAAAAUACACAGCAACAAAUAUACAAGUCUGGAUCACCCAUAACCACUAGUGACACGAGCUCUGAACUACAAUCAAUCAGUAUGGGUAGCACUGCAUGGAAUCCUGCAUCACAGCCUCAGAACAAAAGUCUCUCUGAUAAGAUGUCCUUUGGUUACUAUAAACCUACUGCCUCUGAUUGUUCUAGUGCCUCAUCAUUUUCUUACUUGCUGAAGACAACAGCAUCUGGAAAAACUCUGCCAGACAUAUCAACCAUUACUUUACAUUCUUCUAUGGCAUUUCAUACGGAAGUGUUCCGAGGAGACCCCCUUGACAACCAGUCAACAGUGCAACAUGUUGCCUCAUUGAUGAACCCUCUGUUCCAGUCACACAUGUCAGCUGCUGGUGAUUUUGUAAAGCUGUCGCAACAGAAACCUCCUUCCUCAGUUUCAGAAGAAUCCUCAGGAGGCUGUGAGAAAACCAAUCUGUAGUUUCACCAAUAGGGAUUAACCUACCAGGCCAACAGCAAGAAUCACUAGUUAAGGAUCUAUGAUUUGACAGACUUGCAGUGUGACAAAUCAGCCAACCUAAUCUACAAGCAGGCAAAAAGUCUCCCCUCCUACUAAGAUGAACACUAAUAGGGCCAGAAUAUGGAGUGAUGUCAUCAAGUUACUGUUUCCACAAACAGGACAUGUUGUCCAGUUACCGUUACCACAAACAGGACAUGUUGUCCAGUUACCGUUACCACAAAUGGGACAUGUUGUCCAGUUACCGUUACCAUAAACAGGACAUGUCGUCCAGUUACCGUUACCACAAACAGGACGUGUCGUCCAGUUACCACAGACAGGACAUGUUGUCCAGUUACCGUUACCACAGACAGGACAUGUCGUCGAGUUAUUCGUUACCACAAACAGGACAUGUCGUCCAGUUACC